AUGAGGACGCCCUCUCGAAAUAUAAACAUCUUUGAAAUUGGUUUAAAAGCCAAAACUGGGCAUACCCCUUUCGAAGCCGCAUCAUGGGACUCCUCCAUUUCGUACGUUCCUCCCAGCCUCACCUUCAUUGAGCCACAUUGCCUCAUUGAUUACGGCUGUACCCAACAAUCCAGGAGCGUGAACCAGGAGCCAAAAUGUCAUAAGCAUGUGAUCCACGCCGACUUCUCCCCAACUUACGCUCAAAAUGGAAUACGCAAAAACCUUCCCGACAAGGAGAACACUUGGGAAGAAAGGGAAGUGACCGCCAUCCUUCGUUCAUCAGCCACGGAAAAUGCCCAACUUCUUUCUAAGAUAGGAGCGCAGAGUUUUGCGCUUCAUCUUCAAGUGCUUUGCAAGACUUCGGCACUUCCGUUUCGGGUUUCGAUCGAGAAGCUGUUUGACACGCUUUCGAAGAGCAGGAUCCUUGAAGACACUGGGACGGCCACUUCGGAGUCGAUCCUGAGUUGUACCGAGUUCCUUGUAGCGGGCAAUGGCUUUGUACACAGUGGAUCGUGGCAGUUUCAGCUCCUUGAUGAUCUUUGCAGGUGGACUGGGACGGACACGCACAGACAACGACAAAUGCCACAAGCGGCCAACAGAUAUGAAAAGGGGAAAGGGGUUCUAGAUCGAACAUCCCUGACGGCAUUGCCACACCUACCAACGCUCUCUAUCAACGUGUAUCCCGUUUUCACGGGUCUGGGGCAGGUGACGGCAACUUCGAUGCCGCUUAGGGCUGAAUGUCUUAUAUCAUUGCACAUCGGGCCACCAGGGCCGAUAGGUCGGGUGCUAUUGAGGCGCACCAAACCCCUACCACUCACACAAUGGAGCACAGAGUGGCCCAUGCUUGAACCCAAGGGAGAUAAGGUAGUACCCGAAAGCAGCCGG
Molecule: messenger RNA, 924 nt
Organism: Darwinula stevensoni
Lineage: Eukaryota; Metazoa; Arthropoda; Ostracoda; Podocopida; Darwinulidae
Source: the annotation of a GenBank genome assembly